Molecule: messenger RNA, 2365 nt
Organism: Mauremys reevesii (Reeves's turtle)
Lineage: Eukaryota; Metazoa; Chordata; Testudines; Geoemydidae
Gene: ANKRD39
Product: ankyrin repeat domain 39
Exons: 4
Coding region: 141-689 (182 amino acids)
Molecular function (GO): protein binding
Source: RefSeq, a predicted model, not a curated record
GGCGGGAGCCCGGGGCCGGUCCACUGCGGGUCGGUCCGCGCCAGCCGGAACCGGAACCGGGGGACUGAGAAGGGGGCGAGCCCAGGGCGCCAUUGGCCGGCGCGGGGCUGAGACUGCCCCCCCCCGGGGAUCGGGCCCGCAUGGCCUCCUCGGGCCCCCCCGGCUCCUGCUGCUCCCACGGGCCGGCCGUGCCCGGCGUGCACCAGACCGCGGCGGAGAUGGACUUCGAGAGAGGGGUCUGGUCGGCUGCCCUGGACGGGGACCUGGGGCGGGUCCGGAAGCUGCUGGUGGAGAAGCGAGUGGAUCCCAGCCAGCCCGACCUGGCCGGCUACACUGCCCUGCACUACGCCAGCCGCAACGGGCACGGCGCCGUCUGCCAGUUCCUGUUGCAGAGUGGGGCCCGGUGCAACGCCCAGACCCACGGCGGAGCCACCGCCCUGCACCGAGCCAGCUACUGUGGCCACGUGGACGUGGCCAGGCUGCUGCUGGCCCACGGAGCUGACCCCGGCAUCGCAGAUGACGACGGCAUGACAAGUUUGCAUAAGGCCGCCGAGGGAGGCCACCGUGAGCUCUGUGAGCUCUUGCUGCAGCACAGCCCGGUACUGAAGGGCGUCCGGGACAGGAGGGCCAGGAGAGCAUGUGACCUGGUGCCCGGCAGCGGCACCUUGCGGGACCUCCUGGAGACCUGAGGGCAGCGCUGGGGGGGGGGGGAGUGUCACCCUGCGCCAGAGUGCGCUGGGCUUUGUCUCCCCCUCUUGGCCUGUGGCGGGAUUGCAGCACCCUGGGCCCUGAGCAUGCAGCCCUGGGGUGAUCUGGGUGCGCGCCCCACUGGGUAGCUGCUCUGGGGAGCCUGCUGCAGCAGCGGGAGAGGGGAACGGGCAGAUUUGGGCAGGGAAAAGGAAGGAGCCACUAUAAACCCUGUUCCGGUGUCCCUGGCUGGGGGGAGCCCGCCCAGGUUCUGAGAUCAAGGGGACUCCAGCAACACUGCAGGACACCGGGGUUCCUGGGCAGCUGCAGUGGCUGGUGGUGGGGCGGGACUCUGAGGGGCAGGGAGGGGUCUGUGUCCAGCCCUCUGCAUGGGCCAGGCACCACUGCCCAGGGCCACACAUCUGGCAGGAAGCUGAGGCAGCCAUGUUGGUUGUGGGCAUUGCCCAGGGCUAUUUUGCUCUGCUGGGACGGCAGAGGCACUAGCUACGCGCUACCGGUGUGGGCUGGUCCCGUGUGCUCGGCACCACGGACCUCACUCAGCAGGGGCUGCAGGCUCCCAACCCCUGGAAGGAGGAGUCUGGCUAGGGUGAAGACCAGUGGCCUGCUCUGUGCCCAGAGCAGAGGGCAGAGCGGUGUCCCCUGCUGGGAUUUCUGGCCUGGUGAGGGCUGCUGGGGGCUCCUCUCUGUAACCCUGAGCUGGGGGAAGAAGGAGGGAGGGGUGGGAUAGGAUGUCCCCGUCUCAGGCCUAUUUCAGUCCUUGGCACUGAGCUGGGGAACCGGAGCCCCCAAGGAUCUGGUGACAGGAUGUCAGGCGUCAGCACCAUUAACUCUUCCCUGCCUAGUCCUGUGCCCUGACCGUGGGCUGGUGGUCCUGGCUGCUAGGGGCUGGUCUCUGGGGUCUGGCAGGACGUGUCUGCCCUCUGCUGGGGAAGUGGGAUUAGUGCCCACCCCAGCCCUGUGUUGCCCCCUUCUCUAUCCACUUGCUGUUCUGCCCAGCCUCCUCCCCCCUGCCCGCAAGCCCUGUGGGCCUGUUUCUGGCAGGAAGCAGGGUGGGGGUGGGAUCCUGCAUAUGUACCCUCCCCACUCACCCACAGCUGGAUUGGAGGGGAGCCCAGACCCCUCCCCAUCUAUUGCACAGUGAUCUGGCGGGGGAUGGGGUGGCUUCUUCUAUGUCCCCCUCCAUGCUAAAGGGACCCCCCCACCAUAGGCCUGCAGAGAUUGCGGGGGGGGGGGCUGCCCUGCCCUCUCUCCCAAGGAGAGUCCAGCAGAGCCCCCUCAAGCUGGGAUCAGUGGAAGCUGCAUGGGGAGGUGCAGGGGCUGGAACAUGGCUGCUGGACCUCAGGGAUGGCCAGCAGCAUCACAGGCAGUGGGGCCAGCACUGACCUAUGGGGGAGAGCACCCCCUGCUGAGCACCUGCUCUGCUCCCCAUAGCACAGCACCCCCCUAGUGCCAGCACUGACCUACAGAGGAGAGUGCCCCCUGCUGAGCACCUGCCCUGCUCCCUGCAGCACAGCGUCCCCCUAGGGACACACUAGGGCCCUGCACUGACUGGCUAGCCCCCUUCUGAGCUCCCCACUCCCUGCAGUGUAUAUGUUUCUGGGGGGCGGGGGACAUGCUGGCAGGGCAUAAAUUCAUAAUAAAUCCCUCACAAACUGCA